AUGAAAGCAACUGAUUCCCUUAUUUACUUGUUUACUUUCAUGUUGAUCUAUGAACUGGUGCCGAUUCAACGGAGUUAUAAUCAUGAAGGCAAAGUCAACGGUGUCGUGGCAGUGAUUGAUCAAGAUUUCUCAGCUGUGACGAGCUUUCAAAAACCACCAGCUUCUAAUUCGCUGGUUAAUGAUAACCGUUACGAUCUCAUGUCCACCAAAGUCCCGAAGGUUGUCCAGAGAAGAAGAGGCAGGCCAACUCUACCGUCUCCAAAACCUAAUGGCCCUGUUCGGAGUGCACGCCGCCAUACACCACCACCUGGACAGCCUAAUAAUCCAUCUCAGCCACCAUCACCACGUGCACCGACGCAUCAUUAA
Molecule: messenger RNA, 366 nt
Organism: Oldenlandia corymbosa var. corymbosa
Lineage: Eukaryota; Viridiplantae; Streptophyta; Magnoliopsida; Gentianales; Rubiaceae
Source: the annotation of a GenBank genome assembly